Molecule: messenger RNA, 885 nt
Organism: Ilyonectria robusta
Lineage: Eukaryota; Fungi; Ascomycota; Sordariomycetes; Hypocreales; Nectriaceae
Product: ankyrin repeat-containing domain protein
Exons: 1
Coding region: 194-766 (190 amino acids)
Molecular function (GO): protein binding
Source: RefSeq, a predicted model, not a curated record
GGGUAUAGUGAAGCUACUACUCGCGACUGAAAGCGUCGAUGCCAAUUUUAGAGAUAACUACGGCCGGACGCCGCUAUCAUGGGCUGUUGAGAGAGGGUAUGAGGGUGUUGUGACACUACUCCUGGCGGCCGAAGGUAUCGGCGUCAACUCAAAGGAUAACUCCGGCCGGACGCCGCUAUUAUGGGCUGUUGAGAUGAGGCAUGAGGGUAUUGUGACACUACUGUUAGCGGCCGUGGGCGUCGACGUCAAUUCGAAGGAUGACGGCGGCCGGACGCCGCUAUUAUGGGCUGUUGAGAGAGGGUAUGAGGGUGUUGUGACACUACUCCUGGCGGCCGAAGGCAUCGACGUCAACUCAAAGGAUAACUCCGGCCGGACGCCGCUAUUAUGCACUACUUUAAAUCAGCGUGGGGGUAUGGUGAAGUUGCUACUGGCGGUUGGAGGCGUCGACGUCAAUUCGAAGGACAACUCCGACCGGACGCCACUAUUAUGGGCUGCUAUGCUGGGGUAUAAGGGUAUUGUGACACUACUGUUGGCGGCCGAAGGUAUCGACGUCAACUCAAAGGAUAACUCCGGCCGGACGCCGCUAUUAUGGGCUGUUGAGAGAGGGUAUGAGGGUGUUGUGACACUACUCCUGGCGGCCGAAGGCAUCGACGUCAACUCAGAGGAUAACUCUGGCCAGACGCCGCUAUCAUGGGCAGUAGAGAACGAACGUGCUGGGAAAGACGACAAGGACACCCAAGAAGGACCAAUUGGAGAGAUCAGCUAGAAUGCAGUAAUAAGAUUGAAUAACCCUUGCAUCGUAUGGUGGCUAACGCAGCACAUCGCAGAACCUGGGACUAAGACGGGCAAUGAAGCCAAGAUUAAUUGAGGAGAUGUCCAUCAAUA